CGUUCGCAAUAGUUUUUAUAUAGCGACCAGUCACCGUCGUCCUCCUAGUAACAGGAGCAGAAGUCUCGUCCCUCCUGGUUCCUGCCUCAUUUUCCAAGCCGUCGAGGCAACUCACCGAUUUCCGAGUUCUUACACGGCCGACCCAGUUUCCAAGAAUGGCAGAGGGAGAAGAGGACUUGCCAAGAGAUGCAAAGAUUGUCAAAUCGCUUCUGAAAUCAAUGGGCGUGGAGGAUUAUGAACCUCGUGUUAUACACCAGUUUCUAGAGCUUUGGUAUCGUUAUGUUGUUGAUGUGUUGACAGAUGCACAAGUUUACUCUGAGCAUGCUGGCAAAUCUGCAAUUGACUGUGAUGAUGUCAAGCUUGCUAUUCAGUCAAAAGUAAAUUUCAGCUUCUCGCAACCACCACCAAGAGAGGUUUUAUUGGAAUUGGCUAGAAAAAGGAACAAAAUCCCAUUGCCAAAGUCAAUAACUGGACCUGGUAUCCCACUCCCACCAGAGCAGGACACCUUGAUUAGCCCGAAUUACCAACUUGCUAUCCCAAAGAAGCAGCCUGCCCAGGCAGUAGAAGAAACGGAGGAGGAUGAAGAAAGCGCUGAUCUCAAUCCAUCACAAGAGCCAAAGGCUGAUGUCCCACAACAUAAUACUCCUCAAAGAGUAUCCUUUCCCCUUACCAAACGUCCCAAGUAAGAAUUUUAGGCUCUCAAAGUUAACACAUUUGAGAAAAUCAUGGACCCAUGAUGAGAAGGAUGUCCUGUAUCUCUAUGAAGAACUGACAGAUGUAUCAAUUAAGAAGGAAAUGAGAAAACGAGAAAACUUGGUAUCCUUUUUUUUUCUCUCUUAUUUGACUGCUUCAAGUGUAUUUAAUCAAUUUCACUUUUAUAAAAAUUAAUUUCACAUCCA
Molecule: messenger RNA, 899 nt
Organism: Manihot esculenta (cassava)
Lineage: Eukaryota; Viridiplantae; Streptophyta; Magnoliopsida; Malpighiales; Euphorbiaceae
Product: transcription initiation factor TFIID subunit 9
Exons: 3
Coding region: 156-686 (176 amino acids)
Biological process (GO): RNA polymerase II preinitiation complex assembly; DNA-templated transcription initiation
Cellular component (GO): transcription factor TFIID complex; SAGA complex
Molecular function (GO): RNA polymerase II general transcription initiation factor activity; protein heterodimerization activity; transcription coactivator activity
Source: RefSeq, a predicted model, not a curated record